GGCUGAGACGGACCCAGGACCGCUCCCGAACACAGCCGGUCACCACGGAGGAGGUGGUCAUCGCUGCCACCGUCUCCACUGUCGUGACACAAAUGGCGCCUGUGCACACUGCUGUAGCACGCAUUCCUAGCCCUACGUUAGUCUGCAGUACUCUGCCCCCCUACAGCCUGCAGGCUACCUCGCACCAGAGCUCCACAGCUCGGGAGCAAGCGCAGGACACCUGGCAGAUCCAGGAUGUCCAGGAAGUCCAGCGCACCAAGCAGAUCUCCCCAGGGAAGGAGGAGGGCCAUGGCCAGAUGCUGAGUCAGGACCGAGUGCAGGAGGAGCCCGACCUCUACACCCUCAGCCUGGCAGAGAAGAUGGCGCUGUUCAACCGCCUCGCUCAGCCACCCUCCAGGGUCACCCGCACCAGAGGGGAUACACGCCAUCGCCGGGCCAAUGCCCGCUACCAGACUCAACCUGUCACACAGGGGGACAUGGAGCAGCUUCAGAACGGAUUGGCGUCCAAGUUUGUGAACCUCCCAUCCUCCUCCUCCUCUGCUCUGAGACCAGGAGGCACCGUCUCCUCAGAUCACGCCGGAGACAUCCAUCUCACCAGGGUAGGAGCGCCGAAUGACUAUGCCCCCAGCCACUAUGAGAGGCCUUUACCCGCUCACCACCCCAGCUCCCUAACCCAGUCAACUGAGGGCCCAGGCAGGAGGUCCCAAGUCUCUGUGGACCAGCAGAUCCAUCCCCACAAGGCAGUUGCCGGCCGAGCCGUACUGCCAGGAGAGGAGCCCGAUCUGGAAGGAGGGAAAAGGAAGCUGUCCUUUCCUGAAGAAGCAGACAGACAGGCUGCCCAGUCCCAGCUCCACUCCCAGCUCCACUCCCAGACUGGGAGAGAGAGGGCGGAGGAGGAGCCACAGCGUCCGGCAAGGGGGAGGAGAGACGACGCUUUCCAGAGCUCAGAGAGCCAAACGCCUCAGGAGAGACGGGAGCAGAAGGGUUACAUGAAGGAGAGCCACUCCUCACAAGAACUACAUUACCCAGACACCCACAGGAGCAAAACCAUCAGCGGAGAGCUGCUGGAGUCUAGCGUGGUACCAUCUAAAGCAGCAUCUGCUUCACCCUGGAGUGUGUCCCAGCCUCCAGCAGGGGACACACACAUAGACAGCAGCGGACACUCACCCAGCCUGGUCCAGCCUGAGCAAGGAGACGAGCUGACAGAUGCAAUGACAGCCAGACAGAUGUCAAUCAAAGAGAGGCUGGCGUUGCUGAAGAAGAGCGGUGAAGAGGACUGGAGGAACAGAAUCAACAAGAAGCAGGAUGUGGUGAAAGUCGCGGUGUCCGAACGCCAUGCUCAGCUAUGGGAGAUGGAGCAGAGCUUCAAGAAGAAGGAGCCAGUCUUUGACUCUACUUUCUCCCCUCCUCUUGAGUCUCCUCUCCAUACCUCUCCCUCUGAUGAGCCAACCAGCCAGAGGAUGAUCGAAGGUGAAAUGGAGAGCCAACAGCUCGAAGCCCACAUGUCCAUCCAGGAAAGAAAGCAGUUGAUCGUGGCCAGAGAGGAGGCCUGGAAGACCAAGGGAAAGGGAGCCGCCAAUGACUCCACCCAGUUUACCGUGGCAGCGCGCAUGGUCAAGAAAGGACUGGCCUCCCCCGCAGCCCUCCUUUCUCCAGUAUCAUCCAAACCCAAAAAUACCGCUCCUGCCAUCUCCAAACCACAGGAAGAGAUCAAGGCCAUACCAGACAUGAACCUUGAGACGGACGGGAAGCUGGACAAACUGGAAUCCUUCCUGGGCAAGCUCAACAGUAAAGUGUCCGGGCUACCAGAGGCUACCAUCACGGUGACAGAGCAAAAAGUUAAGGAAGUGAUGAGUCUUGAAGACGAGACAUUCUCCAAGUUUUACCGCCAUGUGGAGGACCUUCCCACCAUCAACAGCAAGGUGGAGAUAGACGAUGACUUUGAUGCCAUCUUCGGCCCUCAGAUACCAAAGCUGACUUCGGAGAUGGUGCAGCAUAAGCGCGCAGUGCGACCGGCACGUAACGUCCAGUCAUCCAGGAACCCCCUGAAGAUGCUGGCAGCGAGGGAGGACAUCAGACGAGAAUACACAGAGCAGAGGCUCAACAUUGGCCUGCUGGAGAGCAAAAGAAUGAAGGCGGAGAAGAUGAACAAGAACUCUGGUUUCUCUGAGGUGGCCCUGGCCGGCCUGGCCAGUAAGGAAAACUUCAGCAGCGUCAACCUGCGCAGCGUCAAUAUCUCUGAGCAGAUGUCCAACAACAGCGCCGUACCCUACAAGAAACUCAUGCUUUUGCAGGUCAAAGGCCGACGGCAUGUCCAGACCAGACUGGUAGAGCCCCGAGUGUCCUCCCUGAACAGCGGGGACAGUUUCCUGCUCAUCACCCCACACCACUGUUUCAUCUGGACCGGGGAGUUUGCCAAUGUCAUCGAGAAGAACAAGGCUAAAGAGUUAGCCAACUUCAUUCAGACCAAGAGAGACUUGGGUUGCCGUGCUAACUAUGUUCAGGUCAUUGAGGAGGCUGUCAACACACACAGCCAUGCUGCAAAGGAGUUCUGGAAGAUUCUCGGAGGACAGGCCAGCUAUCAGUCUGCAGGAACACCAGACGAAGAUGAGCUGUAUGAGAGCGCUAUAGUGGAAACCAACUGCAUCUAUCGUCUGAUGGAUGACAAACUGGUCCCCGAUGACGACUUCUGGGCCAAGGUCCCCCGAUGUUCCCUGCUUAACCCCAAGGAGGUUUUGGUGUUUGACUUUGGGAGUGAGAUGUACAUCUGGCAUGGGAAGGAAGUGACGCUGUCGCAGAGGAAGGUGGCCUUCCAGCUGGCCAAACACCUGUGGAACGGCACCUUUGACUACACCAACUGCGACAUCAACCCACUGGACCCAGGGGAAUGCAACCCCCUCAUUCCCAAGAAAGGUCAGGGCCGUCCUGACUGGGCGGUGUUCGGCAGGCUAACCCAACACAACGAGACAACCCUGUUCAAGGAGAAAUUUCUCGACUGGAGCGAAUCUAGGAAGUCUCUGAGUCCCACUAAGAAUGGCAACAACCACAUCAAUGAACAAAAGGUGCAGACCAGCUCUGAGCAUCCACGUGCAUACAACGCCUCCCUGAUGCUGCCGCUCCAUAAGGCGUCCAUCUGCACUGUAUUAGACGGGGUCAACGUGGGCCGGGGCUACGGCCUGGUGGAGGGCGAGGAGUGGCGGAGCUACAAAGUCAGCACGCUGGCUGUGGAGGUGUGGCACAUCCUGGAGUUCGACUACAGCCGCCUGCCUCGGCAGAGCAUCGGCCAGUUCCACGAGGGCGACACCUACGUGGUUAAGUGGAAGUACAUGGUCAGCACUGCAGUUGGGAAGAGACAGAACCCAGAGCAAGUGAGGACGGCAGGAGCAGGGAAGGAGAAGUGCUGCUAUUUCUUCUGGCAGGGCCGCAACUCCACUGUUAGUGAGAAAGGGACGUCAGCGCUCAUGACAGUGGAGCUGGAUGAGGAGAGGGGAGCACAGGUGCAGGUCCAGCAGGGCAAGGAGCCUCCAUGUUUCCUGCAGUGUUUCAAAGGAGGGAUGAUCAUCCACUCGGGGAAGAGGGAAGAAGAGGAGGAAAACUCCCAGAAUGACUGGCGUCUGUACUGUGUACGGGGCGAGGUGGCGGUGGAGGGCCAUCUGCUGGAGGUGGUGUGCCACUGCAGCAGCCUGCGCUCGCGCGUCUCCGUGGUGCUGCUGAGCGUCAGCCAGGCCCUCAUCUACCUGUGGCACGGCUGCAAGUCUCAGAAACACACACGAGAGGUGGCGCGCACCGCCGUCAACAAGAUCAAAGAGCUUUGUCCUCUAGAAACGGGCCUCCACAGCAGCAGCAAGGUGACGGUCCGCGAGUGUGACGAGGGAGCCGAGGCACCGGGGUUCUGGGAGGCGUUGGGGCGGAGGGACCGGAAAGGGUAUGACUGCAUGCUGCAAGACCCCGGGAGGUUUAACUUCACGCCACGCCUCUACCAGCUGAGCAGCACCUCAGGCGAGUUCACCGCCGUGGAGUUUCUUUACCCUUCCAGAGACCCUGAGCAGGUCAACUCCCUGCCCUUCCUACAGGAAGACCUCUACACAGCCUCCCAACCAGCCCUUUUCCUGGUGGACAACCACCAUGAGGUGUAUCUGUGGCAGGGCUGGUGGCCCCAAGAUAGCGAGAGCACCGGCUCGGCCCGCAUACGCUGGGACUUGGACAGGAAGUGUGCCAUGGAGACAGUGCUGCACUACUGCCAAGAAAAGAAUGAGAAGAAGCCCCCUAAAGCCUAUCUGAUCCAUGCUGGCCUGGAGCCGCUCACCUUCACCAACAUGUUCCCCAGCUGGGAGCACAGAGAGGACAUUGCUGAGAUCACUGAGAGGGAGGCAGAGGUGUGUAGCCAGAUCAUUCUUGUGGAAGAUGUGUUGGCCAGGCUUUGUAAGACCACAUACCCGCUAGCAGAUCUGCUGGCUCGACCUCUGCCCGAGGGAGUAGACCCUCUUCGCCUUGAGGUGUACCUAUCUGAUGAGGACUUUGAGAAAGCACUGGAGAUGACGAGAGAAGAGUACGAGUGUCUCCCUGGCUGGAAGCAGGUGAACUUGAAGAAAGCCAAGGGACUUUUCUAGCAGGCUGGGACAGCUGAUCCAAAGACAUCGGAGACCACUGAUGUACAGGAUUGGUCAAAGAGGACCAGAACACGCCACCAAGAGCUCCCCCCCCCCUCCUCCAUUACUGAUGGAGAGGAUGGAGGCUCAGGACUGGACUUUCCUGAGUACACCAUAGCAUGGCGUGAUGAGGACAAGAAAAAGGUGGCGUAUGAUGAGAUGGGUAAACAGAGGUCUGUCAGCCUCAUGUGUUGCCAUGUACUGGCCCUCCUUUCGGUGUUGGUUUUGUGAUUGUUUAGGACACGAAUGUAAGUGAAUGCUAUUCUGAGUGGGUAGUAGUGUAGCUUUUCCAACCUCUCGACACUAAGCAGUUAAUUAAUGUACAUAUAUGUAUAUGCAGGCCAGUCUUUGCCCGUACACUGUCAGUCAUGCAGCCAUCCGUUGGGAGUGAGAGCAGGCCUGUCAACCUGUCCAACACACUCCCAAGUCUCACUCCUUGCCACUCUUGUAUGUGUUUUUGUGCGCUAGAAAUAAUUUAUAUUUAUAUCAAAUCAAUAAAGGAUUUUUUUUAAUUCGUUUCCUGAGUAUUGAGUCAGCUAGGAAUUAAAUUGUAUAAUUGACGACAUGGAGGUUUGAGUUAUGUGUUGAUAAACAGCAGACAGUAUAGUAAUUCUCUCUUACCGCAAAACAAUGUACAGCAGCACACCAUUCGCCAUCUGCAAAUGCAAAAAUGUGGCUUUAUUCUGACAUCGUUGCUUUUAUUUCAGUUGGUCAACUGGAAGCAAGGCACAUUUUACAGGCGUGAGCUGAAGCAUGGAGCGAGAGCGGUGGCGACGUAUUUGAUUUACCUACAUUGUAUAGUGCCUUGCUUUUGUGUACAGUUUAUAUAAAAAUCCUAGUCUACAUUUUGAGGACUCUUUGUGAUAUAAAGACCUGUUAGAGAAAUAAACACUGAAAGCU
This is a messenger RNA of Lampris incognitus (smalleye Pacific opah), 5549 nucleotides long. It is a transcript of the gene svila, whose product is annotated as supervillin a. Gene Ontology annotation, molecular function: phosphatidylinositol-4,5-bisphosphate binding; actin filament binding. The transcript has 28 exons. Gene Ontology annotation, cellular component: actin cytoskeleton; cytoplasm. NCBI's taxonomy places the organism in Eukaryota, Metazoa, Chordata, Actinopteri, Lampriformes, Lampridae. The record is from RefSeq and is a predicted model, not a curated record. The coding region runs from base 93 to 4610 and encodes 1505 amino acids. Gene Ontology annotation, biological process: actin polymerization or depolymerization; cytoskeleton organization; actin filament severing.